UCAUGAACUCUGAUGUUGACCUACAGGCGCCUGUAAAGUUUCGGUGCACCACUGACUGAGUGUCUGAGCGUAUCUGCUGCUCUGCUGUCACGUCUGUUUACAGUUUGCCCAAACUCUAACUCCCGUACAUCUUUAAACACUCUGAGCUGUGCACAGCAGGAAUGGAGCCCCGCGGGAUCUUGAUAAAAGGAGGUAAAGUUGUGAAUGAAGACUGCUCCGUGAUCAGCGACGUCUACAUUGAAAAUGGGAGAAUUAUUGAAGUCGGACUGAACCUUCAGAUCCCAGCGGGAGUGCGAGUCAUUGAUGCCACCGAUAAACUGGUGAUCCCGGGCGGCAUCGACACGCACACACACAUGGAGCUGGCGUUCAUGGGAACCAAGGCGGUGGAUGACUUCCAUAUCGGAACAAAGGCUGCUGUUGCAGGAGGGACCACAAUGAUCCUGGAUUUUGUAAUCCCCCAAAAGGGCAAGUCACUCCUGGAAGCCUACGACUGUUGGCGUAAGACAGCUGACCCCAAAGUUUGUUGCGACUACUCGCUGCAUGUUGCUGUCACGUGGUGGAGUGACAAGGUCAAGAAAGAGAUGGAGACUCUGGCCAAAGAAAAAGGAGUUAAUUCCUUCAAGAUGUUUAUGGCCUACAAAGACGUGUUCAUGCUGCAGGACUCUGAGCUAUAUGCUGCCUUUUCCCAGUGUAAGGAGAUUGGAGCUAUAGCUCAGGUGCAUGCUGAGAAUGGAGAUCUGAUUGCAGAGGGUGCUAAGAAGAUGCUGGCCAUGGGCAUUACGGGGCCGGAGGGCCAUGAGCUCUGUCGGCCAGAGGAAGUGGAGGCUGAGGCCACCCAGAGAGCCAUCACCAUCGCUUCUGCUGUCAACUGCCCGCUCUAUGUGGUCCAUGUCAUGAGCAAAUCUGCCGCCAAGGUGGUGUCUAAUGCACGCAGAGAUGGUCGUGUGGUGUUUGGAGAGCCCAUUGCAGCAGGGCUGGGCACAGAUGGUACCAACUACUGGCACAAAGAGUGGUCCCAUGCUGCUGGCUUUGUCAUGGGUCCUCCACUAAGACCUGACCCCAGCACUCCUGGGUACCUUAUGGACCUACUGGCCAACGAUGAUCUCAGUGUGACUGGAACAGACAACUGCACCUUCUCUGUGUGCCAGAAGGCCCUGGGCAAAGACGACUUCACCAAGAUCCCUAACGGAGUGAACGGAGUGGAGGACAGGAUGUCUGUCAUUUGGGAGAAAGGAGUGCACAGCGGCAAAAUGGACGAGAAUCGAUUUGUGGCUGUCACCAGCAGCAACGCAGCAAAAAUCUUCAACUUCUACCCACAGAAAGGCCGCAUCGCCAAGAACUCAGAUGCUGAUGUGGUUAUAUGGGACCCCAAGUUGACAAGGAAGAUAUCAGCCAAGACCCACCACCAGGCGGUGGACUACAACAUCUUCGAGGGCAUGGAGUGCCACGGUGUGCCUGUCGUCACCAUCUCCAGAGGCAAAGUGGUCUAUGAGGAAGGGAGGCUAAAGGUGUCACCAGGGAACGGCAGAUUCAUCCACAGAAAACCCUUCUCUGAGUUUGUUUACAAAAGAAUUGAGCAAAGGGAGCAGGUGAGGAAACCUACAGCUGUGAUCAGAAAGCCCUAUGAAGGCAAAGUCAUCUCUGUAUGAACAACUGACUCAUAACAUGAAAGGCACUUUGAGCUCCAGCUGUGUGUCUUCAGUACAAGCUAUCAAAACCAGAACAACCAACGUCUGUCUCAUUGGUAAACCUGCUCUGAGUGGUUUUCAAAUAUCUCUGCAAGUCAUACAUACAUUAUGCAGUCAUUAAAAUUACUGUGUGUAGUAAAGGAGGGGGAUGUUGACCUUUAGGUUAGCUCUGAUCAACACUUAGGUCAAGGUCCUGUUGGCAGAUGAUACCUUUGUUAUAUUUGCUGGUUUCCAGGUCAGUUUUGCUCAGUACACAGGUCAGUAGAACCCUCUCCGCUUCUGGAAAUUAUAUUUGCUCUAACAUACAUUAUGCAAUCAAGUCAUUUACUGUAAGGAAUGAAAAUAUGGCUUUAACUGGUGAUUUGAAAAGAGGAUCUUUAAUCUCUUUUUAAUUUGUUCAUAUUGUGUUAUAAAUAAUAUAUAAUUGUGUAAUAAAAAAAAUAGCAAAAAACAA
Molecule: messenger RNA, 2142 nt
Organism: Lates calcarifer (barramundi perch)
Lineage: Eukaryota; Metazoa; Chordata; Actinopteri; Centropomidae
Gene: dpys
Product: dihydropyrimidinase
Exons: 9
Coding region: 162-1649 (495 amino acids)
Biological process (GO): pyrimidine nucleobase catabolic process
Cellular component (GO): cytosol; cytoplasm
Molecular function (GO): dihydropyrimidinase activity
Source: RefSeq, a predicted model, not a curated record